AUGAACAAUCGCGACGAAGAUCAAAGUCCGCCUGAUCCAUCGAGCUUCGGCUCGUGGAGUUGGAUGGCACCUAUGAGUCCAGGUUCAACGGACGCCCAACAACCAUACCCAACACCGAAUUCAUUUCAGACCCCUAAUACCUUCUCAUCGUACUCACAGCCGUACCCGUCGGCUGCAUCAUCUUCAUCCUCAGCGCCGGGGUCGGCCUUCAGAUCCGCACCUAAGGUGGCCAUUCCGCGCUUGGCGGGCUCGGAAACGGGUUUUGGCGGGCGCCGCCGCUCCGCUCGAGCUUGCGAGCCUUGUCGCCAACGAAAGAUCAAAUGCGACGGGCUGAGGCCGUCCUGUGGGCAAUGUAUCUAUCACAACCACCGGUGUUCCUACGAGGACGUCAAACGCGUCCGUGACCAGAAACGACUCGGCACGUUGGCGAAACGCGUCGAGGCCUACGAAGCCCUUUUACGAGAAUUAGAGGGAGACGUCGAUUUGCCCACGGCGCGACAGAUCAGGAAAGUAUUGCAGGUAAGUCCGUCUGAGACCGCAGCCUCUGAGACUGCCUCUAAGACUCCUCCAUCUGAGACUCAGGUCUCAAGCUCAGAGUCCUAA
This is a messenger RNA of Penicillium canescens, 603 nucleotides long. RefSeq names its product Zn(II)2Cys6 transcription factor domain-containing protein. The transcript has a single exon. Gene Ontology annotation, molecular function: zinc ion binding; DNA-binding transcription factor activity, RNA polymerase II-specific. Lineage: Eukaryota; Fungi; Ascomycota; Eurotiomycetes; Eurotiales; Aspergillaceae. The record is from RefSeq and is a predicted model, not a curated record. The coding region runs from base 1 to 603 and encodes 200 amino acids. Gene Ontology annotation, biological process: regulation of DNA-templated transcription.